AUAGCUGACAUAAGGCGGUUGUGGAGAGACGAGUGGUCUUGUAGGAGUGUGAAUGGGAUGGAUCAGAUAUUGGCUGAGGCACGAGCCGUGAAGGCAAGGCUUGAGGCACAAGAUAGUGCCGCUGAGUUGCUCUUGACGAAAUGCAGUCAAGUGAGACACAAACUGGCCGCCUUACAACAGUGUGAAAACGGUUUUGAAGAGUUGAACGUUGCAAGUGGUCGAAGAUCAAAAAGUGAGCUUCUUCACGGUAGCCAACACGAAAGUCAACGAAUACAAACGCUUGAGGAAGAGAACGUCUUCUUACAAAAAUCACUAGAAGACCAUGAAGAAGCUCUGGAGCUUGUCAUGAAGAAAUACAGAGAGCAAAUCACUGAUUUGAUCGCAGUGAACAGAAUCGACAACUUGUAUCUCACGCUUGUGAAUCAAGGUGAAGAAACAGAGACGAAAAGAGACGAAAUCAGCGAGAUGGCAACCGUCAUGAAGAAAGCCAUAGAAUUAGAUGAAAACUCAAGCGAACUUGAACAACAACUAAUCGCUGCUUUACGAUACGAGAACGAGGGACUAAGAGACUUACUAGGCAUUUCAUCCGUCGAUUUGGUUGACAGAGAAGCCGACGAGGACACUGAUCAAUCGUCCGACUUUUCGUCGUAUAAACUACAACACAUUCCACCCGACGUUACAAAGGAAAGCGAUGAGACGAAAGAGAAAGCAACGACAGACGGCACAGAUAACGAUUUCAAGUCGUUCUGAGCCAUUGCCAUAGCGAUAGAAUUGGACGGACGUUGUGUGGUAGAUGAUGGGAUUUGCUGCAAGGACAGUGGGUGGUGAGAAUGUUUUCGGGUUUGUUUGUAUGACUAUGAGAUUGUUUCGUAAGCAAACAAAGGGUGUGACUAAAUGGUGGCAUGCAGAGCAGUUGAAAUAAAUAAAGUUUGG
Corticium candelabrum is the source of this 933-nucleotide messenger RNA. RefSeq names its product FGFR1 oncogene partner 2 homolog. Lineage: Eukaryota; Metazoa; Porifera; Homoscleromorpha; Homosclerophorida; Plakinidae. The record is from RefSeq and is a predicted model, not a curated record. Bases 58 to 750 code for a protein of 230 amino acids. The transcript has 3 exons.